GCCGGAUUCUAGCUCUCCUGGCGCAAAAAGGGAGCAAGAGCUGCAAACGAGAGCACCGGAGCGAGUUAUCAGCUUCUCUCCAAGCCAUACAACACACCUCGCCGCCAGCGCGCGCCGCCCAGCGAUGCCCCGCCAGCUCCUUCUCCUGGCUGCUGCAGCCUCAGCCCUCGUCGCGCCGACACGCCAGUCGCCGCGCGCCGCUUCCUUACAAGCGAAGAAGACCGUCUUCAUCGACGGCGAGGCGGGCACCACCGGUUUACAAGUAUUAGAUCGACUCGCCACGCACCCGGACAUAGAAGUCCUGUCGAUCGACCCAGCCAGAAGAAAGGACGCCGCCGCGCGCAAAGAAGCCAUCGCCGAGGCCGACGCCGUCGUGUUAUGCUUACCGGACGACGCCGCGAGGGAAGCGGUCCAACUAGCAGAGGGCACGGACACGAAAAUAGUCGACGCAAGCACCGCCCAUAGGAUUGAUGAUAAGUGGGUCUACGGCUUCCCCGAGCUCGACGCGGCGCAGCGGUCGAAGAUCGCGUCGUCCACACGUGUGGCGAACCCCGGCUGCUACGCGACGGGUUUUAUUGCGGUCACCCGACCUCUGGUGGAUGCCGGUCUCUUGAAGCCGGAGGCGCGACUGGCCUGCUCCGCCGUGUCCGGUUACUCGGGGGGCGGCAAGCAAUUGACGGCCGUGUUUGAAGAACAAAGCCACGAGCCCUGGGGCGCCUACGGCUGGAACCUCGACCACAAACAUUUACCGGAGAUGGCCUUUCAUGGCCGGUUGGAGGAGCCGCCGGUCUUCCUGCCGGCGGUCGGCGCCUUUGCGCAGGGCAUGGUCAUCUCCGUGCCCGUUGUCUAUUCCAGAGAUUGUUCGGGCGUCGCCAAAGGUGAUCAAUUGCACGCAGCUUUACAAGCGCAUUAUGCCGGUUCUAAUUUCGUCAAGGUCAUGCCGCGCGGGUUAUCGGGGGCCACGGACGCUAAUCUUCUCGAGAGAGGCGCUUUCUUGGAACCAGAAAAGCUCAACGGGUCGAACGGUCUGGAGUUAUUUGUGUUCGACAACGACGCGCGAGGGACCGCCUGCUUAGUCGCGAGGCUCGACAACCUGGGCAAGGGCGCUUCCGGCGCGGCCGUCCAGAACCUGAACAUCAUGUUGGGUUUGGGGGAAGAUCUAGGAUUACAGCUAUAAG
This is a messenger RNA of Pelagomonas calceolata, 1178 nucleotides long. NCBI's taxonomy places the organism in Eukaryota, Pelagophyceae, Pelagomonadales, Pelagomonadaceae. The record is from the annotation of a GenBank genome assembly.